GGUAAUGUUACAGUUGUUGACAACACGUGUACUGAUUGUGUGUUUGUUGUCAAACAUUGUUGUCAUUGACUUGAAGUGACUGUCGAUUGAAUCCAUUGAAUGGUUGGUCAUGUCUUUCGAUGUCCGCCGGUUUGAUGUGUACCGCAAAGUACCCAAAGACCUGACUCAGGCCACUGUGACGGGUGCCGUCAUAUCCAUCUGUUGUCUCCUUUUGAUUGCAUUCCUCUUCAUCUCAGAGUUGUUUGACUUUAUCUCCACUCAAAUAACGAGUGAACUGUUUGUGGAUAACGUGGGAGAGAGCGACAAAAUAGCCGUCCGAUUGAAUAUAUCACUUCCAAAGCUGUCAUGUGUUGUGGUGGGACUCGACAUCCAGGAUGAGAACGGCAGACAUGAGGUGGGGUUUGUGGACAACACCGACAAGAUAGUGAUCAACUCAGGCAUUGGGUGUCGGUUUGAGGGCUCAUUUAAGAUCAAUCGGGUCGCCGGCAACUUCCACGUGUCCACCCAUUCGGCUAAACAACAGCCCGACCACAUCGACAUGACUCAUGUGAUCCAUGAGGUGUCGUUCGGGGAUCCGAUGGAUGCGUUCGACAUCAACGCUAACUUCAAUCCUCUCAAACAAGUGGACAAAACUGGCGCUCAGUGUAAGUGUCAUGUGUUAUAA
Oppiella nova is the source of this 664-nucleotide messenger RNA. The record is from the annotation of a GenBank genome assembly. Lineage: Eukaryota; Metazoa; Arthropoda; Arachnida; Sarcoptiformes; Oppiidae.